Messenger RNA from Emericellopsis atlantica, 1290 nucleotides. RefSeq lists its product as uncharacterized. The record is from RefSeq and is a predicted model, not a curated record. The coding region runs from base 1 to 1290 and encodes 429 amino acids. Lineage: Eukaryota; Fungi; Ascomycota; Sordariomycetes; Hypocreales; Bionectriaceae. Gene Ontology annotation, molecular function: glutamine synthetase activity. The transcript has a single exon.
AUGACGAGCACGCUGCGUGCCCGGCUGGUGCCUACACAUCGCGCACUUUUUCUUCUCCAACAAUCCCGCGCACGCCAAGGGCCGCUCGAGACUGCGCUGAAAGUGAGCAUCGCAACAGCAGCAUUGUCCAUCCUUCAGAAUGACCACAUGGUCAAUGUGGCGGGCGCGUCACCCGUGGGAGAGUGGGAUCUCUGUGCCGACCUCACUUCCCUCCGGCUGGGCCCACGGAACCGACACGCGAUGCUCAUGGGAAACUUUCGCGAGAAGAAUGGAGAGCCCGUCCCAUUAUGUCCACGCACGCUUCUGGAAGACACUAUGCGUCGUGCGUCGCAGCGUGGCCUCUCCGUCCUCCUAGGCUUUGAGAUUGAGUUUGUGCUUCUCGAGCGCAAGGGUCCGCGACAGUACGACAGGCUUUCGUCGGAUGCCCAUGCUUGGUGUUCCUUUGGUGCUACAGAUACCCAAGAUUCUGCCGGUGCCGUCAUUGAAGAAGCGGUCGCCUCGUUGGCACGAGCUGGUGUGUUGGUUGAGCUAGUCCAUGCCGAGAGUGCUUUUGGGCAGUUUGAGAUCGUUCUACCCCCAAAACCGGCGCUUGCGGCUGUCGAUACCCUCAUCUACGCGCGAGCCAUUCUUUCGACAACCGCCACUGCCCAUGGAUACAAGAUGACACUGCAUCCCAAGCCAUUCCCAGAUACAGCGGGCACGGCAGCGCACGCGCACAUGUCGCUCAAGGGGGUGGAUGGGAAGCAAGCCAAUGAUGCCCAAGUCUAUGAGCCUUUCUACGCAGGUAUACUGAGCCACCUGCAAAGUAUCAUGGCCUUUACCUGCGCCAGCCCAAGCAGCUAUGCCAGAGUUGUGGAUGGCUGCUGGGCGGGCGGCACCUGGGUGACGUGGGGAUGCCAUAACCGCGAGACCCCCUUGCGCAAGGUGGACGGGAGUCAUUGGGAGGUUCGAUGCAUGGACGGGCUGGCGAACCCAUAUCUGGCAAUGGCCGCGAUCAUAGCCUCGGGUAUCGAUGGUAUCGUCUCCAAGACACCAAUGACCUGGAGGGAGUGCACGGAUGAUCCAGCGGUUUUGUCCGAGGCGCAGAGGUCCAAGUUGAAUAUCCGCGAGCGACUUCCCACGACGCUAGAGGGGGCUCUCUUCUCAUUGGAGGGGGACGAAGAGCUUGCCAACUCUAUGUUGGGCCAGGCGGUGGUGAAGCGUUAUGUUGCUAUCAAGAAAGGCGAGAUUGAGAUGCUGGAGGGCAUGAAGCCUGGUGAGCAGCGCCAAUGGAUCAUCGAGAGGUAUUGA